UUAUAGUGCUGAAAUACCUAAUUUAUGUAUCUGGUGUGACAGAUUUUAAGGCGAAAGCCAUAGCCAUACCAACUGGCAGCGGAGAGCUCCUCCCCUGCUCUCAUACUGGGAAUAUACAUGUGCAUAUAAACACUGCAGAACAGAUUGCUGGAUCAGUUUAUCAAGGCACUUCAUCAGGCAGUCCAGGCAGCUGGAAUACUGGAAUAUUGCAUGCUCACACACACAUACACACACACACGCACAAAGUGCAUAACAUUUGCAUAUCAACUCUUGCAGGAAUUGAAGACUCUGAUUUGAAGGUUGCUCCGGUUUGAACAAAACCUAAGUCAAGAUGGGGAAUGAAGCGUCUUACGAAAUGCAGGACCAUAAAGAGGUCAACGGAAAGCUCCAGAAUGGGGGCUUGAAUGGCCACGCUGUGAGCAUCUCUUUGAAGGAGGAACCCAAUGAAAUGGCUGUACAACAGUUCAAUGUCCUCCCCACUCCUCCUAUCGCAAAGGACACAGCCCCCACGGCAGCAAGCGAGCCAGACGGUUUGAAAGCACCCAGCAGCACCCCCCAGGUUCAGCCAUCUCCAAACAAGCCAGAUCCACCCUCUUCUAAAGCCCCAGAGAACCCAUCAUCUGAACUGGUCAACACGGAGGUGCCCACAGAGGGGCAGAGCAGCACCCAGCCACCUCAUGCCUCAGACCCUGAGGAGGAACCCAAGCCUGCCCCUGAGGCCAAGGUUCCCCUCUUCAACAAGCUUUUCAAGAAGAAAACAGAGGACAAGGUUCUGAAGGAUGUGCCUACAGUGCAGCUUGAAGUCUCUGAAGGGGAGAAGCCUGUUGUGAUGACAGUCACCAUAGAUGGCCUCCAGAGUGCGCCCGGACGCACCAAGGAGAAAGCGGCCACGACCAAGGGUUCGAACGGCCUCAGUGGCACGCCAGUGGGAAGCGAAGCCCCCGGCGCCAACGGUGAGAGCGUUCAGGCAGAGGAGACCAAAGAGGGCAAGAGUAUCGUAGAGGAGAACCCAGUAAUGAACUUCUUCAAAACGUUUACAAAGGGCCCUAAGGAGCCUGAGGGCAAGACCAAGCUGGAGAAAGGGUCCCCAGCGAAGGAAGCAGUCCCAUCUGCAACAGAGCCCAAAGAUCUGGAGCCCAGUCCAAAGGACUCUACAGGCGGGGCCUUCAGCAAACUCUUCCGACAGAAGUCUUUUAAGGAUACCCAGCCAACAACCACAAAUGGCGUACAGGAAGUAGAUGCUGCUACCGCUGCAAAGACUGCGAAGACGGUGCCUCCACCAGAGCCACCCAAAGCUGAAACCAAAGCAGAACCAGCUGCUAAAAACAUCCAGAAAGAGGGGCUCAAAGACGUGCCAAGUGGCCCGGAAACGUCCGCCAAGAAGCCUUCUAAAGGUGGCCGCUUCUCCAAACUUUUUAGUUCUAAACCUGCUGAAAAGGAGCCUGUGGAGGAGAAGCAGCAGGAGGAGGUGAUGGAGGUGGAGGAGGAGGAGGGGCAGACGGCCGCUUCGAAGGCCAGUACCCUAGAGGCCACUCCACCACCAGAGCAGCCCCCGAAACCAAUGGAGAAAAAGAAAUCUAAUCUCAUCUCCAUUUUCAAGACCAAGGUACCGCAACGCCCGCAAACCUCUAAAGUCCAGGCUGUGCCGGCAUCUGGAAACAGUGUAACGGUCAACACCGAAGCACCGGCCCCUGAGGCCACAAAGGAAACCCCCCCUGAGGCUCCACCGCUGCCGGAGGCUGCACCCAGCGCCAAGGCGAAAGAGGAGCCCAAGCCCCCCGCAGAGGCCGAGAAGAAGAAGAGCGGCAAGCAGGAGGCUGCCCCUAAAGCCAAGGCUCCUGAGGUCACCGCCGACAACAAGUUGGUGUCUGAGGCCUUGCCAGGUGGAGAUGAUGUUGUCCCCAGUGUCACCAAGAAGCUUGAGAAGAGGAACUCAAUCCAUUUGUUCUUCAAAAGUUUGGGACCAAAACGACUGUCAGAGGUUGGAGUUCAGACCGAUCCUGUGACCAUUACUUACCCCUCUGAAAAGGCCAAGUAACAUCCCACUGCUCUGUUUUCUAAACCCGUGAAGAAAGGCAGGGCAAAACAAACUUUUGUAUAUGUACAUCUUUUGCGUUCUCAUCUGAUUUUCGGUGCAGAAGGGCGGGUGGUGAGAUUUUACAAUGUGCAGCGGGGGUAAGAGCAAGUGGUCGUCGACUGAAAGCUGACGGACAACUGUCGUGUAUGGAAUGGAGGGAAGGGAGGGGUUGGAUCAUGGGGGGCUUUCUUGUGAAAGAGGGUACUUCACUAUGGACGUCAGUGGUGUUUAUGGUGAAAAGGCAAUAGCUAAUCAAUAGAAAUGAUUGACUCUUCUACUGACUGUUAAUUGACACAGCCUUCAUUUUUUUGUCAUAUAGAGUGACGACAGUUUCAUAGCUAGCCUUCGCUCCUGGAAAUGCUUCAUAUAAAACCUUCUAAACUCAAACUUCUUAUUUAUCUCUAUGUUAAAUGGUCUAAUAUAUUAAGAACAUUAUUAUUACUUUUGUUAUUUUCUUUUGUAAGCAUAUAGUUUGUUGUAGAUUGUGUAGGACAUUAAAAGUAUAUUGACUGUA
This is a messenger RNA of Scleropages formosus (Asian bonytongue), 2591 nucleotides long. It is a transcript of the gene bcas1, whose product is annotated as brain enriched myelin associated protein 1. Bases 332 to 2038 code for a protein of 568 amino acids. Lineage: Eukaryota; Metazoa; Chordata; Actinopteri; Osteoglossiformes; Osteoglossidae. The record is from RefSeq and is a predicted model, not a curated record. The transcript has 13 exons. Gene Ontology annotation, biological process: myelination.